Eurytemora carolleeae is the source of this 5034-nucleotide messenger RNA. Its product is annotated as collagen alpha-1(I) chain. Lineage: Eukaryota; Metazoa; Arthropoda; Copepoda; Calanoida; Temoridae. The record is from RefSeq and is a predicted model, not a curated record.
AAUGUCGCUGCGCGGUUCCCAAACAUGGUCAAGAUAAUGCAAGGCCAGGCCUCAAGGAUGAUGGGAGGAAUGAUGGGAGGAGGCCCUCAAGCUAAACGUCCCAAGCUAUCUGGUGCUCCCAUGAGUUUAAGUGGACCUCAGCGUGGACCUCCAGGAAUGAUGGGACACAGUGGUCAAAUGAUGUCAUCAGGAAGUAUGGGUCCAAGAGGUCCGAUGGGACCUGGCCCAAGACCACCGGGUAUGAGUAAUAUGCCAAUGGGAAUGGGUCCAAUGGGGCCUAUGGGACCCAUGGGUCCGAUGGGCCCGGGCGGAAUGAGAGGGCCACCAAUGGGACCUAAUGGACCAAUGGGACCUAACGGUCCAAUGGGAAGCUUAAGACAAGGACCCUCAGGUCCAAUGCGACAUGGAGGACCACCCAUGGGCCCUAUGGGACCAAUGGGAUCUAGCAGAAACAUGGGACCUGGACCAAUGGGCCCAAUGGGUCCAGGAGGACCUAUGGGUCCAAGUUCAAUGGGAGGACCUAUGGGUCCAAGUUCAAUGGGAGGACCUAUGCCCAACUCCCCCUCCACCUCCUCGUGUAGUCAGAUGACGCAGUCCUCAAUGCCUCCGACCUCUGGGGACUCUUCCAAUCCUAACUCGACCUCCUGUGGUAGUCCUAUGCCGACCAUGACGAACCCCAUGAACUCAACCUCCUCCUCUAGCCUGACCCCUGGACCUCCACCGGGCUCGAUGACUCCGGAAGGUGGUAACCACGGGGACUGCAGUGGUGGGAGUCCGUCCUCGCAAUCUGGUUUAGACAGCUCGGUCUCACUUUCAGGAGCCAAGGUACCCGAUGAGAACUUAACGAUGGAACAGAAACAGAAACGUCACGCGAAACUUGGUUUUCUGAAGGAAUUAAAUUCCCAGCUCUUUCCUGAAGACGGAAUGGGUCCAAUGGGACCUGGAGGACCCGGUGGCCCUGGAGGUCCAGGUGGUCCCAUGGGUCCAGGAGGACCUGGCGGACAAAUGGGACAAGGACAAAUGGGCCCAAUGGGACCUGGAGGAUCUAUGGGAAGAGGACCUCCUUGCAGUAUGAGUCCAGGGAUGGGAAUGGGACCUAAUGGUCCACCACAUUCUAUGGGGCCCAGAGGAAUGAUGGGACCGAAUGGACCUAUGGGGCCUAACGGACCUAUGGGACCAAUGGGACCAAACGGUCCGAUGAUGAUGGGUCCUGAUGGACCAAUGAUGGGACCUGGAGGGCCAAUGGGUCCUCGAGGAAUGGGACCGAUGGGACCUAUGGGACCCGGAAGAAUGAUGGGCCCUGGAGGACCGAUGGGACCUGAUGGACAUUAUGGAAUGAUGGGACCUGAUGGACCUAGAGGAAUGAUGGGACCAGACGGACCUAGAGGAAUGAUGGGUCCCAUGGGACCCAGGAUGAUGGGACCUAACGGCCCAAUGGGACCUGGUGGACCAAUGGGACCUGGAGGACCUAUGGGUCCCAUGGGCCACGGUAUGAUGGGACCAGGUGGAACACCAACCUCUCUCCAGGCCCAGAUAGAGUGGCAGAAGAUGCAACAGCAAUUUUACGCGGAGAAGAGCAAGAAGAAUGGAGGUCUAGGGAUGAUGGGUCAAAUGUCUAUGGGACCAAUGGGACCUGGUGGGCCAAUGGGACCUAUGGGUCCAGGCGGUCCAAUGGGCCCAGGCGGACCUAUGGGCCCAGGAGGAAUGGGUCCAAUGGGACCUGGAGGACCAAUGGGACCUAUGGGACCUCGAGGUAUGAUGGGCCCUGGUGGACGGAUGCCUGGUCCACCCCCGCCUUAUCCCGGCGGUAAACCGCCCCCUCCUGGUGCCUCCCCGAACCCAAACUCUCCCGCUACCUCCUUACCAAUGUCCAGUCCAGUAGGGGCGGGCAUAAUGAACUCCCCCCGCCAUAUGGGAUCCAACCCUGGUACUCCAGUAUCCGGAGCUCCUCUCUCCUCCCCGGUCCUUGGCAAGAAUUCUCCUGGCGGAGGAUCUGGUGCUGGUCAUGGUAUGCCCGGAGUUCCAGACUACUAUGUAGAUGGAAUGUACGGGGGCAGAAUGUCCGGUUACAAGAACCAGUGCUCCAAGGAGGCGAAUCUGAUGCCGGUCCCGUCCCCUCAGCAGAUACAAUUCCCCCUCCUAGACGGCCAGGAGCUCACUAUACAGAAACAACCCAAUACAUCUCUCAGAGAUUCAGAACUUGCCUCUCCUUCCGUUGGUAAUGAUCGCAGUCCCUCGCAAUCUCAAGAUGGAUCUAAAAAUCCUGGAACUCCUGGUCCCCAGACACCGUCCUCUAAUAUCGGCGAUGCUCAACCUCCAAAGUAUCCCGGCGGCCCUCACACGCCCCACACGCCGGCGGGUAACGACAGUCUUUACCAAGGAGAUCAUACACCUGGGCACAAUACACCACACACGCCCAGCUCACAGGACAAAUCUAGAAACUUUCCGUCCCCAGGACACGAACAGAACUCUAGGUUUCCUAUACCUGCUAGUCCUGGAGGACGGUUUCCAGGGGGUAUGUCCCCUAACCAUAUAGGAUUAGGACUACCGCCCCAGGAGAAUAUGCCACUGAAUCCUGCCACACCAACUUCAACCUCAGUACCUUCAUCUAUGGCCUCUAAAGGGUUUGAUCCUAUCUCUUCUAUGGCCCAGAUGUCCCAACAGUUAACCCAAGUAUCAACUCCUUGCUCUACUCCUAACUCUAUAGGGCCUGGUCCUGACUCUGGUCUAGGCUCAAUGGGGAACCUUGAGCCGGGAAUGAUGAAUUCACCGCUAGGUGGUAUGCUUGGACCUGAUGGGAAUCCUGUUACUUCCAUGGGAAUGGGAUCCGAUUCACCAACGAUGGAUAUGGGACCAAUGGGACCUGGAAUGAUGGGAUCUAUGAUGGGACAUCCAAGGAGUAUGGGACCCAACGGACCUAUGAUGGGGCCCAAUGGACCUAUGAUGGGACCUAACGGACCUAUGAUGGGACCUAACGGACCCAUGAUGGGACCUAACGGACCCAUGAUGGGACCAAAUGGGCCAAUGAUGGGACCAAACGGACCUAUGAUGGGACCAAACGGACCUAUGAUGGGACCAAACGGACCUAUGAUGGGACCUAACGGUCCAAUGGGCCACAAUGGACCUAUGGGACCUAAUGGACCAAUGGGUCGAAGCAUGGGGAUGGGAUCUGGAAUGAUGGGGCACAUGGGCCCAAACGGUCCAAUGCCUUCCUCAACCUCGUCCAGUAUGCCGGGUGGAACUUUCGCCACAGUGAAAGCAAGUGCUCCUAAUACAAUCAAUUAUUUACCUUCUAGACCUCCACAUUCACAAUCUGGACCUAAGGGACCUCCAAGCUUAGAGUUCCUGAGAUAUGCAAACCCUGGGAUGGAUAAACAAAUGGGACCUGGUGGACCAAUGGGUCCAAUGGGACCUGGCGGACCAAUGGGACCCAUGGGCCCAGGGGGACCUAUGGGACCCAACGGUCAUAUGAUGUCAAAUGGACCAAUGAGCUCAAUGAACGGACCCAUGGGAAUGAAUGGUCCUAUGUGUGGACCAAAUGGACCUAUGGGCCCUGGUGGACCUAGAAUGUCUAUGGGACCUGGUCCUGGCGGCUAUAUGGGACCUGGUGGACCUGGAAUGAUGAGUCCCCGAGGAUCAGGUCCUCCUGGUGGAAUGAUGGGACACAACGGACCAGGAAUGGGCCCUGGGAUGUACUCCGGUGAUAUGAUGAUGGGACCUAUGGGGCCUGGUGGUCCUAUGGGCCCCGGGGGUCCUAUGGGACCUGGCGGCCCUAUGGGUCCAGGCGGUCCAAGAAUGGGAAAUUCGGGAAUACCAAUGAGUACUAGUGGACCAAAUGGCCAAGUGAGUAGUAGAAGUAUGGGACCUGGUGGACCUAUGGGUCAAGGAGGGCCCAUGGGACCUGGCGGACCCAUGGGUCCUGGAGGACCGAUGGGACCUGGUGGACCGAUGGGACCUGGUGGACCGAUGGGACCUGGAGGCCCAAUGGGCCCUAACAGCUCUGGCCCUGGCUCGGGGGGUCAAAUAAACAAUUCUGGUCCGAUGGGCAGUCCUUUAGGAGGAAUGCAUUCACCUAUGGGUCCCAAUGGCCCUGGGAUGGGACAUAAUGGACCCAUGACAAGUGGCCCAAUGGGCAGUCCAAUGGGUGGACACAUGGGAGGACCUAAUUCUAUGAUGGUUCCGUGCUCGAAAUCCUCGCCAAUGGGCAUGGGCGGAGGAACCCCGGGUCCUGACCCAACCCAGCCCCUUCCUCCGAGUGGAAUGGGGCCUGGGAAUGGAUUUAACAAAAAUUCUCCCAUAAUGGGCGGUCCCGGGCCCACCAGCACCGACCCCAACUACGCACAACAAUUCCACAACUUCCAACAGCAGCUCUACGCCACCAACACUCGUAGCCAGGGAAUGGGUGGCCCUCCCUCCCACCCUCACAGGGGCGGGACCCCUCCUCAGCUAAACCAAAAUUGGCUUCCCUCCUCUGGUCCUAUAACUAAAUGAGGGUAGGGCCCCCAAACCUCGUCUAAAGGCUGUGAUCUAGUGUAGAUUUAGUGAUUACCAUCCCCUUUCAGUGUCUACUGGUUAUAUCAGUAUUCAGGUGGUUUGAUGCUAGCUGCCGACCAGUGUGGUGGACAGUAUUCUCCCCUUCUAGUGCUCAAAUGUCAUGUUUGAUCAGUGAUAAGUCCUGUCAACUGUGUCUAGGUAAAGAACGGCCUAAUAAUAUCGUUCCUUUAACGUGAACCUAGAACAGUUGAAUCCUCGUUUUUGCAAUUUAUGCCAGAGUGACCUUGUCACAUGUUUAUUUUUGACCUGUGCAAAUUUUACGGAACAAGCAUGUGCAAAUAAAUUCGCAGCUUGAGUGUGUGCUGACCCCCUGACUCAGGGUCUUUUAAGCUGAUAAUAUUCUAUAGUCUGAUAAUAUACAUCUGUAAUAAUCAGCUAUUGUAUAUUUUUAUACAGUAACUUAGGAAAGUUCCGAUAUAUGAGAAUUGAGGUUGUAAGAAUUUGCUCUUUUUACUGAAGAAAUAUAAGUUAAACUAUCUU